CAAUAUUUAAUUAAAAACGUAUAUAAAUUCAUUCACGACGAUGGAUAGAAAAAUAAUUGAUUCAAUGUUUUAUGGAAAUAUAAAUUACUUUGAUGAAGCGGAUUUAUAAUGGAUUUCGUAGUUAUAUGAAAAAAAUAUGGAUUUCGUUUUUUCUGAAAUAUGUGAAAACACUAAACAGGACAAUUGAUGAAUUGUUGUUAUGAAUAUAUCCUAUACUGCAGAGAUUGCUAAUGCUAUGUUUAGCUCUUUUUAUAGUAAUUUUACAUACUGUAAAAGUAAAUCAAUGAAGUUUUACAAGAAAAAGCUAAAAAAUGGUAACAAUAGUAAUUGGUUCGUUCGAAGUACAUACUAUACAAAAAAAUAGCACAUAUAUUCCAGACAGUUGUGGAUUUAAUAUAAAUAUUGGCACUAACAUAGUACCCAUGAAUAACUACAGUAUACAAAAGCCAAUAAAAAAGGACAAUAUUAAGUGUUUAAAAUCAUGGUAUAUUACAAAAAAAAAGACUUUAGUGUCUACUGAAUUAUUAAAAAUUAGAGGUAAUCUAUAUGAUCAUAAAAACAACACAACUUCUAGAGAAAUACAUGAUGCAGGUUUUAUUAAAAAAAUAAUUAAAAAAAACUUAAUUAAAACAACAAAUGGUAAGUACCAUAUAAUUUCACCACCAGCUGAACCAAAAACUAAAAUAAAUGAAAAGUUUUACACAUUUUGGAUGAUAACCGGAGGAUUUCCCCAAAAAUUUAAUGACUUGUAAGAACUUCAACAAAUUAAUUUUAAUUAAAUAUUAAACAUUAUAUUAUAUACAUA
Messenger RNA from Aphis gossypii (cotton aphid), 805 nucleotides. RefSeq lists its product as uncharacterized. Bases 312 to 752 code for a protein of 146 amino acids. The transcript has 4 exons. Lineage: Eukaryota; Metazoa; Arthropoda; Insecta; Hemiptera; Aphididae. The record is from RefSeq and is a predicted model, not a curated record.